This is a messenger RNA of Aspergillus pseudotamarii, 419 nucleotides long. RefSeq lists its product as uncharacterized. The coding region runs from base 57 to 236 and encodes 59 amino acids. The transcript has a single exon. Lineage: Eukaryota; Fungi; Ascomycota; Eurotiomycetes; Eurotiales; Aspergillaceae. The record is from RefSeq and is a predicted model, not a curated record.
AAGUUGCCGCUGCCCGUAGUCUUGACUGUCAGACACACCUCAAAUGUGUAGCAUGUAUGGAAGCCAUGCCAUAUUUAGACAUAUUCAAGGCAGCCUGUUCCCAUUACUACUGCAGGAGCUGUAUCGGCCGCCUGGUGCACGACUCUUUUGCUGACGAGUCACUUUUUCCACCUAAGUGCUGUCGUGUGCCAUUCCCUUUACUUACAAUGAAGUCACUUCUGGACGAGAUGUCGUAAUAUCGUGGAACUAAAAAGUGGCUGCAAUCACAUCACGUAAGUGCAUAAGCAAUUGGGUUUUCUUGCCUUUGCUAUGGAUAUCUCUCUGAUGAUACUUGAUUUUCUGGUUCAGAUGCCGUUGUGGGUUCGAAUUUUGCUACACCUGUGCCAUGAAGUGGAAGACAUGUGGAUGCGAAGUAUGGG